CUUUGUGUUUCACCAAACCCAGAGCAAACUGAACAAUUUGGAAAACUCAGGUUAAAGCUUGGCUUCCACAUUGAAAAGCCCCUGUUUGAUGGGAGGCAUAACACAACAGAAAAUUAGAUUUGCAAAUUUACGUCACAUUUCAGUUGGCUGGGACUGCAGAAAAACAAACCUAAAAAUCCAUUCAGCCGGGAUGAAAGAAACGGACAUCAAUUUACCAGGUUUCCUUGGCAAAACGCAGAUGCGAUAAGAAAACUUUCAUUUCGUCCAAAACACUAUGCAUGUCCUGUGCAUUAAACUACAAAACAAAUUGCACUGAGGGGGCCAAGAAAAUCACCAGUGGAAGUGGACUAAGGGAUUGCAGAUACUUUCUAGAUUUAAACAGUUACACACUUUCUCUUCCUGGCUGCCGACACAUGUGCUUAACAGAGACAGUCGAGCCUCUGUGCUGUCAGGGAUACUGGGGACCAGACUGUAAUGAUUGUCCUGGUGGGGCUUCAAGUGUCUGUAACAACAGAGGAACAUGUUCAGAUGGGAUUCAGGGCAAUGGAAGCUGCACUUGCCAGGAACACUUUGGUGGAACAGCCUGUGAGACAUGUUCUGGGAAUAAUUUAUAUGGUGCAGACUGUAAUAAAGUUUGUGACUGUGUUCAUGGUGUCUGUAAGAGUGGCAUCAGUGGGGAUGGUACAUGCUCGUGUUAUUCUGGCUACGAUGGACCAAAGUGUGAUCAGCCCUUAAAGGAAUGUGCAGCCCUGCAAUGCAGAGAGAAUACUCGCUGUGUAAAUUCCAGCACUGGAGCCCUAGAAUGCAGAUGCAUGCCAGACUAUGAAGAGAAGGGGGAUAAGUGUGAACCCAUUAAUCCAUGUUCUCAAAGAAUCUGUCACGAGGCUGCAGAAUGUAUAUACUUAGGGCCAAAUCGACACAGGUGCUCAUGCAACAUUGGGUACAAAGGCGAUGGCGCUGUUUGUUUACCAAUUGACCCCUGCCAAGAAAAUUUUGGAAACUGUCCUACUGAUACUUCUAUUUGCAAAUAUGAUGGGCCAGGAAGGUCCCACUGUGAAUGUAAAGAAGGAUACAUAAACUUUCAGCCUGGAUUAGGUUGCCAACUCAUAGAUGUCUGUACAGUCAAGAAUCCAUGCAGCAAAAAUGCUAAUUGCACUACAAUUGCACCAGGACAAACUGAAUGUGUAUGCAAGAAGGGCUAUAUUGGGGAUGGCACUGUAUGCUAUGGAAAUAUACUGGAGCGCAUGAAGGAGCUCAAUACUUUGCCAGGCCAAUGGCAAGGGAAACUCUCGAUCGCUAUAUCUUUGUUUGAGGUGUAUUCCUGGCCUCUGUCUACUCUGGGACCUUUCACUGUACUGGUGCCCAUAAACAAGGGUAUCCGAGGGAAAAAUGUAAAGAAUCUGAUAACUGAUAAAGAGAACACGCUCUACUUUAUUAAGCUUCAUAUCAUUGCUGGCCAAUGGAGCAGUGAAUUGUUCAACACCACAGAUUUAAUUUAUACAUUGACUGGGAAAUCAGGGGAAAUAACUUCCGGAGAAGUGGAUGAUGAAAUUAAAAUAAGAAUUCAUGGAAGCAAGAAGAAAGGGAAGAUACUGCAGAAAAAUAUAAUUGCAUCCAAUGGGAUCCUACAUAUUAUUGAUAGGGCCAUGGAUUAUGUGGAACCGACACUGGAGAGCAACCCAAAAGAGACAAUCAUGUCAAUUCUACAAGUCAAUGGUAGAUAUAACAGAUUCAAGUUACUUCUAGAGAAAGCAAAUUUGGGACCAGAUUUAGAAAAGGAUGGACCUUUUACUGUGUUUGUUCCCAAUAAUGAAGCCCUGUCUGCAAUGGAAAAUGGUACUCUAGAUUACUUGCUCUCCAGUGAGGGAUCAAGGAAACUCCUGGAGCUUAUGAGAUACCACAUUGUUCAGUCAGCACAGUUGGAUGUUGCAAAUAUUAUCUCAGCCACCCACAUUAUGAGCAUGGCCAACCAACUCAUCCAGUUUAACACAACCAAAAAAGGACAGAUCCUAGUGAAUGGGGAAGAAGUGGAAGAAGCAGAUGUUGCAGCCAAAAAUGGCCGUAUUUACACUCUGGAUGGAGUUCUUAUCCCGCCAUCUAUACUGCCCAUUCUUCCACACAGAUGUGAUGAGUCUAAAUAUGAAACUCAGCUUGGAUCAUGUGUUUCAUGUAGCUCUGUGCUGUUUCUGAGUUCAUGUCCACUGGGAACUGAGCCAUUAAAUAUUUUCACUCAAAAAUGCAAGUACAGGAAUACUAUAAUGGGGAAUGACUAUGAGAGACAUGGAUGCUCUAGGUACUGCAACGUAACAGUGAAGGUUCCCACGUGUUGCAAAGGUUUCUAUGGCCGAGACUGCAGACCAUGUCCUGGUGGUUUUAUUAACCCAUGUUCAAGAAAUGGAGAGUGUAUGGAUGGAUGGAACGGAAAUGGAACAUGUAUUUGUGAUAUAGGAUUUAACGGAGCAGACUGCCGACGAUGUACAGACAACAAUAAAUAUGGACUUCGAUGUGACAAAAAAUGUCUGUGUGUCCAUGGAAGAUGUAAUAACCAUGUAGACAGUGAUGGGAGCUGCCUGCCUUCAUCCUGCGCAAGUGGAUACUCGGGAAAAUUGUGUGACAGGAAGACCAUUCCAUGUGGGCCUUUGGUUACAUUUUGCCAUGCACAUGCUGACUGUGAAUACAGCGAUGGGACACCAAGAUGUGUGUGCAAAUCUGGCUAUGAAGGAGAUGGUACAUACUGCAGAGAAGCAAAUCCUUGUAUAAGUUCUGAUAGAGAGAUAUGCAAUGUUAAUGCUGAUUGCCUUCCAGUAGGCCCAGUUAAUCACAAGUGUGUGUGUCGCGCUGGUUGGACUGGUGAUGGACUGGACUGCUCAGAGAUCAAUAACUGCCUGCUUGAUAAUAAAGGAGGUUGUCAUCCUAAUGCUACAUGUGUAUACAUUGGGCCUGGCCAGAGUGACUGUGAGUGUAACAAAGGUUUUCGAGGUGAUGGCAUUGAUUGUGAACCAGUAAAUGCAUGCUUGGAAAAGGCAGAGAAGUGCCACUUUUUGGCAAGUUGUAAGAAAAUGGCAACAGGUUUCUGGGAGUGUGUUUGUGGAGAAGGAUAUGAAGGAGAUGGUACAAUAUGCUAUGGGACUGCAGGGGAGGUAGUAGCAGCCCUACAAGAAGCCUCUGAAUUUUAUAGAUGGAUCUAUGAUGAAACUAUAAAGAACUUGCUUUCCCAGACUUCAAAUGUCACCGUGCUUGUCCCCUCUCGACAAGCUUUUGAAAUAAUGAGAAAAGAAGACAAAGCUUAUUGGAUGACAAAAGAAAAUGUGCCUCCCUUGCUAAAGUAUCAUAUACUAUCUGGCAUCUACAGCGUUGAUAGUUUAAAGAACCUUUCUUCAUCUGACCUUCUCGCCACCUCUCUGCACAGUAACUUUCUCAAAGUUUCCAAUGAAAAUGGGACUACAAGUAUAAAUGGUGCCAAGUUCAUGGUAGGAGAUAUUGCAGCAAAGAAUGGAUUUGUGCAUAUAAUUGACAAGGUACUGACUCCUAACCAACUUAUGGUUGGAUCCGACCCUGACUUCAUGACCCGGUUAGGCCAGAUGCCAGAUUAUUCAAUCUUUCGAAGUUAUGUUAUUGAAUAUCAGCUGGCAAAAGAGGUGGAAGCUGCAGAUUCCUACACUAUUUUUGCACCUCAUAAUGAUGCCAUCAACAGUUAUAUUAGAAGCAAGAGUCCGGUCACUGUUGAUGAAGACACAGUCAGAUACCAUAUUGUUCUUGGGCAGAAGCUUCUAAAGGACGACCUUCAUAAUGGCAUGCAUCGAGAAACAUUACUGGGAUUUUCAUAUCAGUUGGGCUUCUUUAUUCAUGGUGAACAGCUUUACAUUAAUGAUGCACCAGUAAAUAAUACUAAUAUAUAUACUGACAAAGGAGUCAUUCAUGGAGUGGGAAAGGUCCUGGAGAUCCAGAAGAACAGAUGCGACCUCAAUGACACUUCUCUUGCUUUGAGCAAAUGCGGCGAAUGUCUAACCACACCGGCCUGUCCCCCAGGUACCCAGCCAAUUGCCAGUGAAAAAAAGAGCUGCAUUUUCACAAAGUAUUAUUUUGGAAAGAGAUUUGUUUAUAUCGGAUGCCAAGUACAAUGUGCCAAAACAAUCAUUACUAGAGAGUGUUGCCCUGGCUUCUAUGGCCAGCAGUGCCUCUCAUGCCCAGGCAAAGGAGGAAACCCUUGUUUUGGGAAUGGAGUGUGCAUGGAUAGCAUUAAUGGCACAGGGACAUGCCAGUGCAAAGAUGGCUAUAUUGGUACUGCCUGUGAAACCUGCGUCAAAGGAAAAUAUGGGCCUCGCUGUGAUCAAGAGUGUUACUGCAUCAAUGGAAAAUGCAGUGAAGGGAUCAAUGGUGAUGGUUCUUGUAACUGUGAUGUUGGCUGGAGAGGCGUUAAAUGUGAUACGGCGAUCACAGAAGACAAAUGCAACAAGUCCUGCCACACCAGUGCAAACUGUAUUGUUAAUGCAGAUGGCAUUGCACGUUGCCAGUGUGCAUCUGGCUUUCAGGGAGAUGGCACAGUGUGUUCAGCUGUGAACGCAUGUGCAUCAAACAAUGGUGGCUGCUCAGAUAAUGCCGAAUGUCGAACUACAACACCAGGAAACAGAAUAUGUGUCUGCAAAUGGGGGUACACUGGAGAUGGAAUUGUGUGCAUUGAGGUUGACCCUUGUGCUACUAACAAUGGCGGAUGUCACAAAUUUGCUGAAUGUACAAAGACUGGAGCAAAUCAGUCUGCCUGUAACUGUUUACAGCGGUAUUCUGGGGAUGGUAUAAAGUGUGACCCCAUUAAUCCAUGCUUACAAAAAAAUGGCGGCUGCAGUGCAUUUGCUGUAUGUAACCACACUGGCCCAGCAGAAAGGACUUGUGAAUGUAAAUCCGAUUACAUUGGAGAUGGUAUUGACUGCAAAGGCACAAUCUAUCAGGAACUUCCAAAAAACAGAGAUACCUCCACUUUUUACAACCAGUUACAGUUGAAUCAGAUCAACGACCUCUCGGGACCAGGCCCCUUUACUGUGUUUGUACCCAGUACCAGUGCAUUUAAUGAUGAGUCUAUGAUCAAAGAAUGGACUGCUAAGGGGGUAAUGGAACAGGUGCUGUUAUAUCACAUUGUAAGUUGUGCCCAGCUCACUAAAGAUGAUCUUACAUCAAUAGCAACGGUCACUUCUCUUCAAGGAGAUUCUCUUACUUUUACAUACUCACAGGAUUCUGUGCUGUUAAAUGGUAAUGCCAAGAUCAUUUCCUCAGAUACAAUAAUGACAAAUGGCAUUGUGCACAUCAUUGACAAAGUUCUUGUUCCAAAGAACAUGCAAAAUUUCAAUAAAGAAGCAUCUAAAAUAGUACUAGACAGUCUGACAAAGGUUGCAGAAACACAUGGGUACAGUGCAUUCAGCAAAUUGUUACAGGAUACUGACAUUUUAACACUCAUCAAUGACCCCAUUCACCAGCCAGUCACCAUUUUUUUGCCAACUGACAAUGCACUGAAAAGCCUGCCAAAAGAACAGAAUGAUUUCCUUUAUGAUAGCCAAAACAAAGAAAAGCUUUUGCAGAUUAUUAAGUAUCACGUCAUCAGGGAUGCAAAGAUUUAUACAACUGAUCUGGUACGAAAGGGAUCGAUAAAAACCCUUCAAGGCACAGACCUUAGUGUAAAAUGUGCAGACAAGGAGUCUUAUGGAGAUGUGUUGCUGGAUGACCGUCAAUGCAAGCUUGUUCAGCGGCAGCUUAUGUUUAAUGGAGGAAUUGCUUAUGGCAUUGACUGUUUACUCACUCCUUCAAGUGUUGGUGGGAGGUGUGACAAUAUGGUUACCUUUGAACUUAUGGGGUCCUGUGGCAGGUGUUCAAAUGUACCAAAAUGUCCGUCGGGAAGCAAGCCAAAGCCCGACAAGGUGAAAUGUACAUAUAAUUUGUCCUCAAGAAGAACGUUAGAUGGAUGCCGCUAUGACUGCUCUAUGGUUGUCUGGAUGACUAAGUGCUGCAGUGGUUUCUUUGGCCGAGAUUGCCAAGGCUGCCCUGGUGGACCUGAAACUCCCUGCAAUAACCAUGGAUUAUGUGAUGAUGGGCACUCGGGAACUGGAGAAUGCAGAUGCAAUCCUGGAUUUAAUGGGACUGCUUGUGAACUGUGCUUGCCUGGAAGAUACGGCCCCGAUUGCAAGCCCUGUGAUUGCACUGAGCAUGGACAAUGUGACGGUGGCUCCAGCGGAUCUGGAAAAUGCUCCUGUGAUAGCGGAUGGACAGGGAAACGCUGUGAAACAAAAUUAGUCUUGCCUCCAGUCUGCACUCCGGCUUGUUCCAGUAAUGCUGUGUGCAAGGAAAAAAAUAUGUGUCAGUGUAAAAAGUUCUAUGAAGGGGACGGAAGGACAUGUAAUGUGGUAAAUUUGUGCAAGCAGAACAAUGGUGGUUGUGACAGCAAUGCGAAAUGUUCCCAAAGUGGUGUGAAAGUCACGUGCAGUUGUCUGAAGGGAUACAAGGGAGAUGGAAACGUUUGUGCAGCAAUUGACCCCUGUGCCGAUGGAUUCAACGGAGGCUGCGAUGAGCAUGCCAUCUGUACAAUGACUGGACCAGACAAACGCAAGUGUGAGUGUAAGGAUCAAUAUAUUGGCGAUGGGUUGAGUUGUGAAGUGAAAAAGCUUCCAAUUAAUCGCUGCCUGCAAGACAACGGGCAAUGCCAUGCUGAUGCAUUAUGUAAUGAUCUACACUUCCAAGAUUCCACCGUCGGUGUGUUUCAUUUGCGUUCCUCCAAAGGGGUGUACAAAUACAACUACAGCGAAGCCAUGAAAGCUUGUAAUGAUGAGACUGCAACAAUAGCAACCUACAAUCAGCUGUCAUACGCACAACAGGCGGGAUUCCAUCUCUGUGCAGCUGGUUGGCUGGAUGGCGUUAGAGUCGCAUAUCCUACCACUUAUUCCAACCAGAACUGUGGAUCAGGAUUUGUUGGAAUAGUAGACUAUGGACCCCGUGUCAACCUAAGUGAGACCUGGGAUGUUUUCUGCUACAGAGUUAAAGAUGUGUCAUGUAUUUGCAAACCUGGCUAUGUGGGAGAUGGCUACACUUGUAAUGGAAACCUGCUGCAAGUCUUGACAUCUUUUCCUUCCUUUUCAAAUUUCCUUACGGAAAUUUUGGUGUACUCUAACACUUCAGUGAAAGGGAAAGAAUUUUUCAACUACCUCACUAACUUAUCAGUGCAAGCGACUCUGUUUGCCCCAAGCAAUGAUGGACUUAAUGAAAAUCAGACCCUGUCUGGACGCGAUAUAGAAUAUCAUCUGGCAAAUGUCAGCAUGUUCUUCUUUGAGGACCUGAGCAAUGGAACAACUCUUCAAACCAGAAUAGGCCACAAGUUAUUAAUUUCUUUUGACAAUGACCCAGCCAGCAAAAUAACCACUGAUUCCAUGACUCCAACAAGAUAUGUGGAUGGAAAACCUAUUUUGCAGUGGGACAUUAUCGCUUCCAAUGGAAUCAUUCACACAAUUGCUGAACCUCUAACUGCGCCUCCAGAGCCAUUAGCUCUGCAUGCUGGCCAUGGAGCAGGAAUAUUCUUUGGCAUUGUUCUGAUCGUCGGGCUCCUGGCACUCGCAGUAUACUAUUAUAAGAAGUUCAACAGAAAAGAUUUCCAAUUCCAGUUUCAGCAGUUUAAUGAGUAUGAUGAAAAACCAAUUGUUUCGGAGCUUGACAGGCCCUCAAAUAUUGCUAAUCCGAUGUAUGAAAGUUCCACUGCCACCUCGCUGCCAGAGACCAGCACAGAGCCGAGCUUUCAUCCCUUUUCUGACUCCGAUGAACAACAGCUUGUGAGCUUUGGCAGCCGUUCCAAAUGACAUUAACUGUACAAUAUCUAAACACAACGCGAGAAGCGUGUCAGAUGCCCAGCAGAAGAAUCUGAUGCUUCCUUUCCCAUAAAUGGUGCCAACUACCCAACAUCUGUUGACUCACUUGAAUGAUAAAUAGAUCCACAACAAACACUGACUGUGGAAAAUAGUUGUUUUCUUUCUGUCUUUUUUUUAGGAUUCACAUCUUACAGCAACAGCAGCAAAUAAAGUCUAACUUGCUCAGCUCAGAUUAAAGGAUCACUAAUGGGACAGCGGAAUGUACCGUGAUCUCUAAAAUAAGAGCUCUAAUUUCAGGAUAGCUUAGUAAUAGGGCAUGAUAUACAAGGCAAUGGGAAGAGACUUUGUGCACAUGCUCUAUACAGCUACUCACCACCAUCAAAUAUAUUCCUUCCUAUGAAAUUUGACACCAUACACUUUUGUUUAAUAAUAAGGAGUACUCAUACAAGGUUUCUUUACUGUGAAAAGAAAAUGUAAAUAGUUUUACUGCUUUCUAACUGAGCAGCAAUGUAAAUUUCCUUCAUGUUAUUUUGUAUACUUUGUUCAUGCAUUGGUUUCAUGUUAACACUUAUUCAGUUUCUCAACAGGGUUUAUAAAAGUUUAGAACUGACCUGUCACAACAUUUUGCAUGUGGUUUUCUGUAAAUCUGGAUUCCUUUCUGUUAAUUCCGUAGUUAAAAAUAAAGAUAUUUGUAUAUAAAACUA
This is a messenger RNA of Xenopus tropicalis (tropical clawed frog), 8542 nucleotides long. It is a transcript of the gene stab2, whose product is annotated as stabilin 2. Gene Ontology annotation, biological process: vesicle-mediated transport; cell adhesion. The transcript has 70 exons. Gene Ontology annotation, cellular component: membrane. Gene Ontology annotation, molecular function: calcium ion binding; hyaluronic acid binding. Lineage: Eukaryota; Metazoa; Chordata; Amphibia; Anura; Pipidae. The coding region runs from base 279 to 7829 and encodes 2516 amino acids. The record is from RefSeq and is a predicted model, not a curated record.